AUUUUCUCUUCACAAAUGUAAAUAUACUUAAUAUGUGUAUAGGCAGAAUUAUCAUAGAAAUGCAUUAUACGUUUUAUUAUCACUAUUUAUCUUAUUGGAUUAAGUUACGUGUUUUACAAUCAUGACAAGUACUGCUGAUCAUAAAAGCAUUGAAUCCAUUGACAACAAGCUUGACAAUAAAAAAUAAAUGGAUUUUAUCAUCUGGUACAAUUGUAGAAGUACAAAUGAAAUUCUUUUGUUUAAACUGUACUGUUGAGCAUCCCUCUCACAGUUUAAUACUGGAUACAGCAGAUAAAUGCUGGGAAACAGUGUUUAAUGAAAAGGAUUUAAAGGAAAUUAAAACUUACAAUCUGAAACCAUUGGCUUCAUUACCUUCAAAGAUGGAGGAAUGUAUUGAUUCUUUGAAGCACAUUACUGACUUGGACGAACUAUAUAAAACCUUGAAGCAGCAAGAGCUUCAACCUCUGAAAGAAAGCCAGCUGGAAUGGCUUCAAUCCUCUCUCUAUAAUGCUGUCAAACUUUUCAUGUUCAACUAUUUCCCGUUGACAGAUCAAAGUGAGAGUGAUAUAUUGAAACGUUUGGUGGUGUUUUAUUGACACUGCAUUUGAUGAUUCAAAAGUGAUUUGUAGAAGUGGUGAGAAAUCAAGUCUGGCCUCCUCU
Messenger RNA from Cokeromyces recurvatus, 660 nucleotides. RefSeq lists its product as uncharacterized. The transcript has 2 exons. NCBI's taxonomy places the organism in Eukaryota, Fungi, Mucoromycota, Mucoromycetes, Mucorales, Mucoraceae. The record is from RefSeq and is a predicted model, not a curated record. Bases 225 to 596 code for a protein of 123 amino acids.